AUGUUGGUCUCGUUGACCGUCGGCAAGGUCGACGCCGGCGUCACGGUGUUGCUGACCCCAGACAAACGCCUCAUCGAGUUCCCCUCAAUUCUUUUACCGCCCGACAUCGAAUCUGGCUCAAUCGUCGACAUCACCGUUUCGCGCAACACCGCCUCUGAGGACAAGGCCGAGCAGCUGUUUCGCGCGCUGCAGGACCGCAUCUACCAAUCCUUUGGGGCUGCCGAGCCCUCGCAGCCCGUCCUGCGAUGCCGUAACGCGACGCAGACGUCUGUCGUGCUCGAGUGGGACCCCAUCCAGCUCGCCACGGCAGACCUCAUCAGCCUGGCGCUGUACCGCAACGGCCAGAAGGCUGGAAACAUCCCGCGGCCCAUGAACAUGCACAGCACCAAGAUCAGCGGCCUGGCCGUCGACACCGAGUACACCUUCCACCUGGUCCUGCGUACGACCGCGGGCACGUUUAGCUCUGAAAAGGUGACGGUCAGGACACACAAGAUGACGGACCUUAGCGGCAUUACAAUCACCACAGGCAUCCUGCCGGCGUCGAUGCGGGAAGGACUCGCUGCAGCCGUGGAGCGGAUCGGUGCCAAGAUGGUGGACAGCGUCCGCAUCGACACGACGCAUUUCGUCACAACUGAGGGCAGGGGUAUCCAGUGGGAGAAGGCCGUGGAGAUGAACAUACCGGUUGUCAGACCGGAGUGGGUCGAGGCAUGUGAGAAGAAUGGCCGGAUUCUGGGAGUCACCAAGUUCUACCUCGACGCCAUGCAACCUGUUCCCGGCGGCGGCAUGGGUGCGCCUGGUGGGGGUGGCGUUGCCCAGGAGCGUUCGGCGCCUCCUGCUGCAGCCGCCGCCGCCGCCGCACAAACACCCGCGUCUGCUACGUCUGCGGCCGCCGCACACAAGGAUCUGCCACCCACGCCGGCCGCCGCAGCUGGGCCCUCGGGCGGCAGUGGGGAGAAUGGCAACGAAGAAAGCAGCGCGGCCGCGGCCGGAUAUCAGCCCGCGCAUAGUCAUCAAGAAGCCGAUGACUCGGACGCAGCAACUAGAGAUAAAGAGACUGGAGGCCGACGUGACGAUGACAGUUCUUCCGAUGAUGACAGCGAGGAUGAAAAGGCAGAAGAAAAGUCCAAGUUGGCGGCCCAGGAUGAGCAGAAGUCACGAACCGAGGACAUAGCACUGCGGCCGACGGCGCUGAUGCCGUCCAGAUCCCUAGACGAUGACAAUGAUAAUAGUAGAGGGGACGAGUCAAAGGUCACUUCACCCGGUGACGGGAAUUCUUUCCAGGAUGUUGCAUUAUGA
Messenger RNA from Pyricularia pennisetigena, 1296 nucleotides. RefSeq lists its product as uncharacterized. Gene Ontology annotation, cellular component: trans-Golgi network; exomer complex. Gene Ontology annotation, molecular function: protein dimerization activity. The transcript is spliced from 2 exons. The coding region runs from base 1 to 1296 and encodes 431 amino acids. The record is from RefSeq and is a predicted model, not a curated record. Gene Ontology annotation, biological process: conjugation with cellular fusion; Golgi to plasma membrane transport. Lineage: Eukaryota; Fungi; Ascomycota; Sordariomycetes; Magnaporthales; Pyriculariaceae.